Molecule: messenger RNA, 3220 nt
Organism: Folsomia candida
Lineage: Eukaryota; Metazoa; Arthropoda; Collembola; Entomobryomorpha; Isotomidae
Product: QRFP-like peptide receptor
Exons: 7
Coding region: 976-2319 (447 amino acids)
Biological process (GO): G protein-coupled receptor signaling pathway
Cellular component (GO): membrane
Molecular function (GO): G protein-coupled receptor activity; peptide binding
Source: RefSeq, a predicted model, not a curated record
GAACCUAGUCACUAUUUUUAUGCAAUAGCAGUAACACAUACAUACUUGAAGCGAAAACUAUGUGGGAAGAAUUAUGCAGUCUCUGAGGAUGAGUCACUCAUAUCAGUAAUUCUGACAAGAAAUGAGCUGCAAAUUGAAUUAUAUCACAUUAAUUUUGAGGCUAUUUAUUUAUCCAUGAGAAAAUUGUAAUUAAGAAAAUUUGAUGAAUCAUAAACUCCUGGUUAAAUUGUUUCAUCACAGUUUUGGUAUAAUAGCAUUUGAGACAAGGCAGAUUAUAUCCGUAUUAUUUUAUUCAGAUUAAGAGGCCCCCUUUCAUUUCAUUUCAUUUCGAUGUAUCUUCCUUCCUAUUUAUUAGCUAUUCCUUUGACAUUAUUCCACUUGUAAUGUUGAAGUUUUGCACAAAGUGGGUUCAUCAUCAAAAGAAAUAUAAUACUGAAAUUGUUCACUUAUGACUGGUAGAUUCUGAAUCAAAACGGUUUAGACAAAAACUUGAAAAAUGCUUACAUGUUCUAGGGCUUUUAGAAUGCAACGGUAAUUGUAUCUACAAUUCGAUUAGUUAUUUAAGUGUUUCCAGUCAAAAAAUACGCAAUGUACUUCUAUUCAUAGGGAUUUCAAGCAACAUGUGUGCGUAUGAAUUGCUCAAAUUCAAGUGGGAGGUGAAUGAUAUCGUGGGAAAAAGUUGAGACAUAAAACCUUCAACUUUCUCCGAGUUUGUCUCAGUUUCCUCAAAACCAGGGAGAAAAGCACAUCCGAGAAUUUUUACCCAUACCACCAUUUUAGUCUCAAGCUUAAUAAUUUUCUCCCCAUUUAUAGGAAUAAUGCUUUGUAGUUACUAUUUUUUCAUACUUUUGACCCACGCCACAGUGUUCAGAAUCUCGAGACGUAAGCCAGGAACUUUCAUCUGCAACGUUACGAAUUUACUCAACUACCAGAAGAGUCUGACUUUGUAGAGCAAUUAGUUCCUUGUACUUUAAUAUGUCAAUCCACAAUGAAGGUGAGAAUUAUUCAAACUUCUUUGAAGAAAUUGGGCACUUUAAUAACACGACAAAGCUUGAUGCUGGAAUUGAGUAUCCAGACUUUAGCCAGAUCAAGGUGGUGCGAAUUACAUUUAUUUCACUGUUCCUCGUCGAAGCUGCGAUUAGCAUGAUGGGAAAUUUGUGCGUAUCAUUAACCGUUUAUAAGAACAAGUCCAUGCACACUCCUGUCAACUACUAUAUUGUGAAUUUAAGCGUAUGCGAUUUCUUGGUAGGAGCUGUUGUACUCCCAGUGAAACUAUUCGAACUAACGGCGGAUGCUGAACUCAACAUGAUGACUGACAAGUUGUGUACCACCGUGCGUUUUUUUGAGGCAAUCGUUGUAUUUGCUAGCGUGUUCACAUUGGUGGGGAUCUGCUUUGAACGAUACAAUGCCAUCGUGCAUCCGGUACAAUCAAGGAUUUCCAUGUCGAAUCUUCGCACUCGUCGAGUAUUGACGGUCGUGUGGGUCACUUCCUGUGUCUUCGCCUCACCUAAUCUGCAUUCUGCAAUAGCUGUGUCACAAUCUCUGUACUCUAAAUAUGGAGAGUUUAAUCGUGUCACUUGCUUUGAUCGUUUCUCGGACAACUUUCGAUUCUGGUAUUUCAUGUCUCUCUUCGUACUCGUGUUCCUUAUUCCUUUGGGAUUCAUUGCGGUGACCUGUUUCUCGAUUACGAGAGUAUUGCUAAAGGAGAUUCCAGUUCAAACAAGACGUGAUGCCAGAGCUGUAAGGUUGGAACAAGGGCGGAGAAAGGUUGCAAAAAUGGUGUUGAUUGUUGUAUUAUCGUUUGUAUUGUCUUGGAGUCCGUAUUUUGCCGUGACCCUGGUGACCCAGCUACAGUCGGACAACUUUCUCCACUUUGGCCAGUAUUUUUUCACCAUGCUGCUCAUCAACCUCUUCGCAUUUGGAAACUCCUGCAUCAAUCCCUGCAUAUAUUUUGCAAUGAGUGCGAGGUUUAGAAAGGGUUUCCUUGGUAUAUUUCACUGUUCGCGGAAUUGUUCUAGACCAACAACUUCUUGCAUGGAUAACACGCAAUCUAAUAUCCUAACAACUAAUGCGUUGAUGAGUUCUCAAACUCCGUUAUCGGUGCGACACGCUGCUGGCAUCCUCAUUACCCAAGGCGAAGAAAUGGAACUCGGAAGUGUUCAUCACGAAGGGAGAAGAGUGCCGAUGAGUAGGAAUUCUACGGAUGGACCCGCUAGUUGGAAUAAAAGGACAGCAAUUCUUGGGAACAAAAAUGCAAUUUCAACUACAGGAAGGAAUUCCAGUAGUAAUUCCAAUAGCAUUCCAGUAGAAAUUGGUUAAUUUUAUAUUACUCUCAAUACGCCGUGUGAAGGGUAUGUAAAUCCUGAGAAAUGCUGGCAUAAUCUCAUCCUGGUCUAUCUGGAGAAGUGUAUGUUUUCAUGUGCAGUAGAUCAAAUGUGUGUAGUGAAACAAUGAACAUUGCUCAUGUUCUUUGUUUGUUCUAACUUUUUUCCUUUUGUUUUCUUACUUUUGCUCCAGUCGCUUUUGUGAAUCAACUUCUUCUUUAUAUUUCAUUCUGCGGGUGAGAGCAAGGCAGACUUUCAAAAAUCACGUAUCUGAUUGUUCUUGGAUUUCAAAGCUUUUUUGUCUUUCACGGACUGAUCCUGUAUAUUCAUUGGAAACACCACAAACACUUUAAAGCAGAUUCUCUUGUAAAUAUGGACAUUCUUGACUUUCUGUGAAACCAGGAAAUGGAAAUUGAGCACAAAUUGUUUGUUUUAUGCAACAAAUUCUCUCGUGAGCUGUGAAUUUUAAUGAUCCAUAUAUAUUCAUAUGUAGUUCUCACUCGCACGCUUGUCCGGCCAGCAUUCUUAUUUUGUAGAAUGCAAAUGUAGCAAUAUGAAAAAAUUGUGUCGUAUGUAUGUAUUUUCAAGGAAAUCAUCAUUUUGCAAAUAUGUAUUUUUAGUGUAUGUUACACAGUAUUGAUUAGUUACAAAACACACAAGUACAUGUCAAAAUACAUGUAAAUAUAGAUAGCUUUUAUGUAUGCAUACUAUCUGUACUAGGCAUGUGACUCAAUAUUCACUGAUAAGCAUUUGUGGACCCAAUCAAUGUUUAACCAAAUUGCACUUAUAAAUUUAAUUCACUGACAAAUUAUUCUUUAAUUAAGCAUUCUCUCUUCUACAUAUCUUAUAGGCAGAUUCAGAUUGUGUAACGUAAUAAACUGUGUUGAGCUUGAUUA